Molecule: messenger RNA, 1185 nt
Organism: Hypoxylon trugodes
Lineage: Eukaryota; Fungi; Ascomycota; Sordariomycetes; Xylariales; Hypoxylaceae
Product: glyoxalase-like domain-containing protein
Exons: 1
Coding region: 112-1008 (298 amino acids)
Source: RefSeq, a predicted model, not a curated record
UUGGCGAGCCGAGCACGACAUCAACAACGUCGCAUAAAUAGUAAAGCUACUUUACUUCAACUAACCUUCAAAACUUACUAAUUAUCAGAUAUUCACUUCAAAUCUCACACAAUGGCAUCUCCAACUACUCCGCUCGUCGAUCACAUCGUGAUCCUAAUCCCCCAUUCCUUCCUCUCAGCCCCGCCCUCUUGGUUCGCGGACUUGUUCCACUUCUACCCCGGCGGGAAACACUCCGACGGACUGACAGAGAAUACACUCGCACUCCUAGCCGAUGGCUCGUAUCUAGAGUUCAUCGCCUUCGUACCCGGCGUUGACCCCGCAAAACGUGCCGCACACCAAUGGGGCGCUAAGAAAGAAGGUACAGUGGUAGACUGGGCCGUCACUCUACCAUCCUCCCCCGAAGACCAAGAAAACCAAACCGAGGCACAAGACGGAGAGACCAAGGAACUAAAACAAGAAAAAACCUUCCGCGAGAUCCAGAAGAAAGUCCAAGACGCGCACACCGGUAUCAUAUACGGAGAUUUACGACGUGGCGGGAGGACUAGACCCGAUGGCACGGUGUUAAAAUGGGCCGUUGCGUUUCCGAAGCACGAGGGUGACGGAAGUCCGGUUGAGCCCGGGACUGUGCCGUUUUGGUGUCUGGAUGUUACGCCCCGAUAUCUAAGGGUUCCGUACAGGGAAGAGGGGACUACGAAACAUCCUACUGGUAUUGUGGGUGUUGCGAAAGUCGAGGUUUUGCCUGGGGAUGCGAAGGCGGUUGGGAGUGCUCGUGGUGUGUAUGAUGUGCUGUUAGAUAAGAAGGAUUCGGAGGGCUCGUGGGAGCUUGGGAGCUUGGAUGGUGAGAAGGUACAUUCUGGAGGUGAAGUCCGGUUGGGCUCGUCAGAUGGCUCGUCUAGAGUUGAGAUCUCGUUCUUUACGGAUGAUGAGAGCUUGGUGGGUAAGACGGUGGGUGGAAAGGUUGAUGAUGAGCAUACUCUUACGUUCCACUUGGUGGCUGCAUCCAAAUGAAGUGAGUAGUAGGAAAGUCUCUCUGAGGGAAGGUUACUAUUUGCAUAUUAAAGAUGCCUCGGGAGCAAUGAAUGAUGGUCCAUGAGUUACUUUAACAAGUUCCAUUUAUCGCUCAGUAGCUCAAUCAAAAGCUGUUACUGUUGCCCUUGACUCAAUUGUGUUUACUGUGUAAUUCUU